UCUCGGAAAUCCCACAACCGAGCACUUUCAACAUGACACCUCCUUGCGUAAAUAAACACCGUCGCGCGCGUGCGUGUGAAUGUAGCGCUGCCGGAUCGCGUGCAUCUGGUCAAAACAAAGCGGGGGCGCGCGCACGGGAGCGAGCGGAGGCGCAUGCUUCAUGAAUGAGUCCUCCGCGGUCUGCUCUCCGAACGCCGCCUCAUCCUCCGCCACAGGACCUCACAUCCUCGGACCCGUCGCCCGACUGGAAGCACCUAAAGGCAGACUCAGCCCCGGCGAGCCACCGAUGAGCCCGGACGUAGCCGACCUGACAUCGGAGCUUUAUGCGCGCGUCAUCUCGGCUGCAAGCGGGCGACAGGACACGGAACGAUGCUGGACGGACUCAGGCGGCGGCACGCCUCACGUUCCUCCCCGCGGCCCCUCUCCCUCAACUUCAGCACCUUCUCGGCGCCUCCCCCGAGCCCGGACUUGGACGGCGGCAAUGAGCAUCCAAUCAGGAGGACUCUGCACCGCCUCAAGCUGAUGAGCUCGCCCAGCCUUAGCGAGCUAGCUAAGAGCGACAAGGGUUCACCGGAGGACAGAGGCGAGAAGCAGAAGAGGGCGGGAGCUAAUGCCACCUGGAACAGCAUCCACAACGCCGUCAUCUCAGUCUUCCAGAAGAAAGGUUUGGCCGACAACGAACUUUACGCUCUCAAUGAAGGCGUCCGGCACCUGCUGAAAACUGAGCUGGGUUCUUUCUUCACGGAAUACCUUCAGAACCAGUUGCUGACAAAGGGCAUGGUCAUCCUGAGGGACAAAAUAAGGUUCUACGAAGGUCAGAAAUUACUGGACUCUCUAGCAGAGACGUGGGACUUCUUCUUCUGUGAUGUGCUCUCCAUGUUGCAGGCCAUUUUUCAUCCAGUCCAGGGGAAGGAACCGUCCGUCCGCCAGCUGGCUCUGCUCCACUUCCGGAGCACCAUUGUCCUGAGCGUCAAGCUGGAAGACGCCCUGUCACGGCCACGGGCGCGAGUGCCGCCUUCCGUCACGCAGAUGCUGCUCGUGUUGCAGGGUGUCCACGAGUCACGCGGUGUGAAUGAGGACUACCUGAGGUUGGAAUCUUUGCUUCAGAAGGUGGUAUCGCCUUACUUGGGAACUCACGGACUUUAUUCGGGAGAUGACACGGAGGACCACUGUUGUGUUUUAGAGAAGCGCUUCCAGUGGGGCUGGUCCAAGUCGGCCGAGCACCUGUCCAAGAACCCCGUGGUACGUUCCAAAAGCUACAACAUUCCACUGCUGCUGACGCCAGUGGCGGAGUACGACGCAGACUGCGGAUCGGUGGGCAGCGGGGGGAUCCGCCGUCACUCAGCCUGCGAGAUCUCCUCCUGCUUAGAAGAGCAAAAGUUGAACUACGCCGAGCCACUCUGCGGCUCUGCCUCCAACAGGCUUUGUGUGGGCUCGCACUACAAAGGUGCCAUGGCGACAGGCGGCGCCUCCGCCGAUCUCCCUCCGUCACCUCCGUCCAUCCUGCGCUCGUCGGGGGCCCUCCACGGCACCGAGGCUACCACCACCGUCACCGACCUGGGCCGAGCGGCGUCCUGCUCGCCGCCCAGCGAGUCGUCCAGCCCCGAAACCAUCAUAGGGCAAGCGCUCCGCUCCGCCGACUCCGACUCGGACGGGAUAUUCAUCGACUUCCCGCCUCGCUCGUCCGCUCGCGAGAGCAGGCAAAGCACGGUGUAGCACGCGCACGUAUCGAUGGUGAUCGUUGUUAGAAGUACAUUUCUCAGAUUUCAAUUCAGGUUGUUUUUCUUUUUUGGGGCUUUUUUUGAAUCGUGUUUAUAACAUAAGAAUAUUAAAGCUAAUGAUGGGUUUUGCUGUUAUUUUAGUAACAUAAAAACAGCCUAGCUUAAAUUUUCAGAAAUUUACAGAAAAUUUGUCAUUCAUUUGUGCCGAAAAAGUUUUCGUUUGUGCUGCUGUCAUUUUUCAGAUAUUAACAAUUAUUUGAUAGGUUAAUCUGAGGUCAACCAGCCCUCCAUUUUGAUUAAAAAUUGCGUCAAUAAUUUGUGCUGUAAAAUUUUGGGAUGGCGUCAUGCAGUCUCCAAUUUAUUGCAAAAUGGAUACAAAAUGGUUUAUUUUUGCCAUGUGGCAUUUUUUUGCCAUGUGGCAAAAAUGAUUUUGCCAUCUGGCAUUUUUUAUUGGUAUGUGGCAAAAUGGAUUUUGGUUUGUGGCAUUUUUGGGGGGUAUAUGGCAUUUUUGCAGGACAUGCACUUGCAUGCCAUUGACGGCUAUGCACGUCCAAAUUUUCCGUUCAUUUUAAAUGGCAGAAAAACAUGUGUGGCUGUGAUUUUUGACUAUACACUUACUAUCAGAGCGCAUUGACAUUCAACUGGCACCCGAGUAAGGCUAUGCCAUUGACGGCUAUGCACGUCCAAAUUUUCCAUUCAUAUUACAUGGCAGAACAAAACGUGUGGCUGUGAUUUUUGACCAUACACUUACCAUUGCAGCGCAUUGACAUUCAACUGGCACCCAAGUCAGGCUAUGCCAUUUACGGCUGUGCAUGUCCAAAUUUUCCAUUCAUUUUGAAUGGCAGAAAAACUUGUGGUUUUGAUUUUUGACGGUACACUUUACAUUACAACGCAUCCAUUUUGCCACAAAAAAAAAAAAAAAAUGCCACAUAUCAAAAUACAUUUUGCAACAUGGCAAAAAAUGCCACAUUGCAAAAUCAAUGUUGCCACAUGGCAAAAAAAUAUGCCACAUGGCAAAAUCAAUUUUGCCACAUGGCAAAAAAAAUCCCACAUAGAAAAAUCCAUUUUGCCACAUGGCAAAUACCCCUUUUCGUUCUCCGCCCUGCUGCAAAAGACAUUAACCUGAAACGCUUGAUUUGACAGCGGCAUCUUAAGACUGUCAUAAGAUCAAAUGAACCACCAUGAAGUUUUGAACCAAUUAGCUGCACGUUUCAUUGCUUCAAGAAGCUUCAUUUGGCCAUCACUGCUCCCUUGGGGGAGACAGUCAACCUUUGCGGCCACUUGCUGGCAACUCUGUUAUCGUCCAACAUGCCUCCUAGCAUGCAUUGUAGCGCUACAGAUGUAAAUAACAAUCCAAAUUCAUGUUCACGGGACUGCAAAAUGGAUCUGGAGGGAUCCCAUUUGUUUGUGUUCGUUUCCGCUAGUUGUUGGGAACACAUUGAGAGAGUUGGUACACUCCGUGAGCCGCGAGAGUUGGAUACGGAAAAGUUGCGAGUGACGUCAAAACAAUAGCAGCACAAAAUAAUUUUUUUACAGCACAAACGUAGCAUAAACAAAUGGCACAGUUUUGGGUCGAUUGUGCAAUAAAUGGCGGGGCUGCUUGACGUCAUCACUCGAAAUUAAUAUCUCAAAACCGAUAGCAGCACAAACCAACAUUUUUACAGCACAAACCUAGCACAAACGAUUGACGCCGUUUUUCAUCAAAAUGGGGGGCUGGUUGACCUCAGAUUGACCUAUAAAAAUUGGAAGUAUCUCAAAAAGUAUAGCAACGAAGAUGAAAUUUUUUUAAAGCACAAACGAAUGACUUUUUUUUUUUUUUUUUUUUAAAUAAAUUUGCAUCCUAAUCAGGGGCCAACUUCACGGAGGUCAACUACCUUUUUACAACAAUUGACCAAAAAAAAUUGCUAUUAUUUAUUUUUUAAGUAUAUAAAACGUAAAGGAAGUUCUCCUUAAUUUCGGCAAAGCUUUCCAAAAAGAAGUGUUUUUGUGCAAAAUUUGCCUAUGAAAAGCAUGGAUUGCACUUUUUUUGUGGGGGGAAAAAAUUGUAAAAUAACUUUAAAAAAUAGAUGCAUAGUAUACACUUAUGCAUACACUUAUUUGCAGGUGUGUUUUAUUUUUUGUUUUUGUUUUUUUGCAUAAUUUAUUUCAAAAACCAAAAACUUAACAAUUUACUUUCAGUUGGAAUACAAAACCCAGAAAAAUGUAAGAAAUGUUAAAAUGAAAAAAAAAAAGAUAAAGCUAUUAUAAUGCUUUUUAAAAGAAGGAAAUCAAUAUGCUGAUAAAUAUUUUUUUUUUAAAAUCCCUUCCUUUUUGGGGGAUAAAAGAUUUGAUUAGAAUACAUGCGCCGCAAAAAGGACAAGUCCAAAUGAACUACAACCGACCGGUACCCCAACAAGACGUGGCGCAAUACUGCCAUCUUUUGGAUAACUAGUAACUGGUAAGUAAAACCUUUCGGUUAAAAAUUAGGAAAACGUGCAGUGCCUGUUAGUCAAACCAGGUACCAAGUAAUACUGCCACCCCUUGGAUAGCUGAAGUAACCACAUAACAAGUUUGCAAAUCUGCAACAAAUUAAUCAGCCCUGAGAACUAUAAGUAAAUAUUAUUAAUAGUUGGAUGCAUCCACCUUUUUGUGGGUAUAUUUUUCCCAAAUAUUAUUCAUCUAAAAAAACAAAACAAAUCCUCAAACAUAUUUUUUGGAGGUGGAACAAAUUGUAGAAUUCUGAAAGAUUUACACAUUUUUUGAGUUUAAAAAAAAAGCUAAAUUUAUGGAGGAAAAUAAAAUGUUAAAGCUGUUAUAAUUCUUUUUGAAAAGUGAGGAAUCAAUAUGGCGAUGCAUAAUUUUAAAAUUGGAAAAAACAACAUUUUUUUUAGAAUUGGUUAGAAUGUAGAAAUAAACUAAAACCAUCCUUAACUGGUUUUGGAUAACUGGAUUAACUACUUAGAAUUCCGCAAUUUAUUAAUCAAAAAAAUCUAAUUGAGCUCCAAGGAGUGAUGCAUACACAUCCCUAGACUAUACCUACAAAAAUUUAAUUCUGCUCCGUCAAUGAAUAAUCACAAAUUAGCCAUUUUAGUUCAUGUCCUCACCAAAGACAACAACAAAGCGAGUGACUUUUUGAGCCCUCCUAUGGAUGCUCUGAAAAAAAUGGAGAUGCUAACUAGAUUUUUAAAAAAUAAUAAUAAAAAAAGACCAUACAUUGGCAAUGCUUUUUCCCCAAAAACAAAACCAUGCUUUUCAAUGCUAACUCAUUGGCUACCAUUGACAACGCGAGAUGUCCAAUCUAUUUUGACCCAAUCCCUCCCAGUCAAAAUUAACUGGACAUCUAGCGCUGUCAACGGCACUGAUACAUAAGCCCUCAUAACCUGUCCUCUCCAAGUGAAAUGAAUACAGUGGUGCCUCAAGAUACAAAGCUAAUUUGUUCCAGAGAGACUUUCUUAUCAUGAAUUUUUCGUAUAAUGAAUCGCGUUCUACAGGUAAAUCGCCUAUUUAGUUCCAAGCUUUGCAAUGCUUUGUCACCCCCUAGUGGCUCUUAAGUGACCUAGUUUGUUAGGUUCCAUCUCUUUCCACAAACGUUAUUACUUGACUACUCGGAGUUCUAAAAGACAAGCUAACUUCGACAGCCGUUGCAAUUUCACCUCGCUUUUUGUGCCUUGUAAGUUUUUUUUUUUUUUUAUUUGUCAUGUACAUGAGCAUACUGUGGCAAAUUGUCUGUUUACAUUCACGUAGUGACAUUAUUGCAUUGCUCCAACCGGGAAUUAUCACUAGAGAUGUCCCGAUCGCCGAUCAAUCGGGUCCGAUCACGUCAUUUUCAAAGUAUCGGAAUCGGCAAAAAAAUAUCGGACAUGCCUUUUUUUAAUAUAUAUAUAUUUUAAUUGAAUUGUUUUCUAAUUGUAUUUAACGUUACAGACAUAAUAUAUUACACUUAUCCAGAGUCUUUAGGCUUAAGGUAGGGUUAUCAAAUUUAUCCCGAUAACGGCGGUAAUUAAUUUUUUAAAAAAUGCAUCACGUUGAAAUAUUUAACGCAAUUAAUGAAUGCGCUGCACGACCCACUCACGCAUUGUCGCGCUCAAUCUGUAAUUGCGCUGUUUUACCUAUUUAGAGAGCUAAAAGGUAGCGUAAACUGAGUAGAGUGAAUUUUGGCAGCCUUUGGAGUCUUGUUUUAAAUGGCUAAAGCCUUACAAUCCCUCUCCCUAUGAUUAGAAAUAUCAGAAAUUUCCCAACGCAGAGAAGAUAUAUCAAUUGGUAGCACUAAGCACAGUCAUGGUUGCACUUCCCAUCAUGCAUUUGGGCAGAACAGUUAAAUGGCUACAGUAUCAUUUACUGAAAGCUCAACAAAUACACUAGAUGGCAAUAUUUAGUCACAAUAUACAAAGUCACAUUUAUCCUUUAAGAAUUACAACUCUUUCUAUCCGUGGAUCCCUCUCACAGAAAGAAUGUUAAUAAUGUAAAUGCCAUCUUGAGGAUUUAUUGUCAUAAUAAACAAAUACAGUACUUAUGUACUGUAUGUUAAAUGUAUAUAUUCGUCCAAGUUUUAUUCAUUUUUUUCUUAAUGCAUUGCCAAAAUGUAUAUGAUCGGGAAAAAUUAUCGGGAAUGAUUGGAAUUGAAUCGGGAGUAAAAAAAAUAGCAAUCGGAUCGGGAAAUAUCGGGAUCGGCAGAUACUCAAACUAAAACGACCGGAUCGGGAGCAAAAAAACAUGAUCGGAACAACCCUAAUUAUCACAGUAUGUAUUCUUUCAUAAAAUGAUUAAUUUUUCAUAAUAUGAAGUUAAAAAGCUUCGAAAAUGAAUUUUUCACAAACAAAACUUUCGUAUCUUGAAGUACCACUAUAUAUCUUAUGUUGUUAAGCAGGGAAAUUAGAGAAUUUAGCAGUCCGUGUGAUCAAGUUGUACGUCAAUAUUUUUAUCGGGCAUUGAUUGUGUUUUUAAUCCAGGUACAAGAGCUCCUCUUCUAUUAUUUAUUGACUGAAAUAAUAACACAGUAAUCCCCUACCACUUCAUGUUUUCAUUCUUCUUCUUUAGUCAAAUUUUAACUCUGUGAGGUCAUCAACCAAAACCCGAGUUUAGGGGGAUUACUGUUUCGAGCAGCUUCAUUCCAAUGAUCUUUUUUUUUUUUUUAAUGAAUGUAAAAAAUGUCAUUCCAUUUUCUACGCAUUUCUGAACGUGUCGUGUUGCUCUUUAUGCAUUUGGUGGAUGUGUCUCACGCUUGUAGAAGUCCAAAAAAGGGAGAAAAGUCGCUUUUUAGAUGCUGCCCUUGUUUUUAUUUUGUGCUUUGUUGGGCUUUAUGAAUUGUUUACAUUUCAAGACAAUUGUACUGAAUGUUGUCACACACUGCAUUUUGCACCUUGUUAUGGCAAGUGCGUUGGUUGUUUUUACAGACGGUCACGGUGGAUGAAUCUUUUAAUAAUAAGGGCUUUUUUAAAAUACCUUUUUCAACAGUAAAAAAAAGUUUUACCUCAAGGUUUUUUGUACUUUACUUUUUUGGACAAUCUAUGGAGUUGUAAUUUGUAUUCAUUUGUUAUACUUGCCUGGUAUAAAAAAUAGAUUUGAAUAAAAUGUUC
Corythoichthys intestinalis (scribbled pipefish) is the source of this 7276-nucleotide messenger RNA. RefSeq names its product proline rich 5a (renal) (gene prr5a). Gene Ontology annotation, biological process: TORC2 signaling. Bases 370 to 1716 code for a protein of 448 amino acids. The record is from RefSeq and is a predicted model, not a curated record. NCBI's taxonomy places the organism in Eukaryota, Metazoa, Chordata, Actinopteri, Syngnathiformes, Syngnathidae. Gene Ontology annotation, cellular component: TORC2 complex. The transcript is spliced from 11 exons.